UAGUUGUUUUGAGUUUCUACAUAGAAAGAGGUGUUGGCUUUAAGUUGUCAGCCUGCAAAGGUAUGCAGCGCUCUUAGUGCUUCAUUAUAAGAGGGACUACAGGCCAAAUCAUGAUGCAGCUGAGUAAUGGAUCACUUGCUGCUAUGACAUGUCCCAUACAGCAGGUGGCGGUGAGCUCCAACUUUGGCCCGCAAAAGUCACGAAGAAGAAAAUGCUGUUAUCACUUCCGCAACAACUGACAGUGCAACAACAUGGAAGCAAUGGCUGAACAUAGCCGUGAAACCCGGGUUACCGGCGAAAGUGUCGCAGACAAGAUACAAGAACGGCUUCAGAAGCGGCACCAGGCGAGGGCAGAGGAUGCCGAGAGGAAGAAGGAAGCUAAAGAGAGCCAGUCCGUCGCCGAGGAAAAGAGCGAGUAUUUCGCCAGCACUUUCAACGCAGAGCAGGCCUCCAUCGAGGAGCUGCUGUCCAGCUGCUCCGGAGCGGACCGGACGGUGGUGACUCAAACACUGGAGGAGGCGACGGUCAAAACUCUGCAGCUGCAGAAAUUUCUGAACGACAGCAUAUUGUUUCUGACGCAGUACGAGCUGAGACGAGCCCAGGAUGCUCUGCAGAAACUCCUUGCCUCCUCCGCUGAGAUCAGAGAGGAGGCUCUGCCCAAGAAGAAGUUUGCCUUUAGAGCUCGCAGUAAAGCAACAGAUAAGGUAUCUGCACCCCCAGUGAUAGACACACCUGCAGGUACCGGUAGCACUAAGGUGGUUGGAGCUCCUGCAGAGUCUUUGCAGUGCUGUUUCUCCAACAUGGACAAUGUGUGUCUGAUAAAGACAGCCGAGGACAUCCAUAAACAAGACGUGCUGUUGACUCACCUGAAUAACUGCAAAGUGCGUCUGUUUGGAUCUCCUAGCACACUGCACAUGACUCACAUCAACAACUGUGAGAUCCUGUGUGGUCCCGUGUCAAGUUCAGUAUUUGUUGACCAAUGUAGUAACAGUACUCUGGCCAUCCCUUGUCAGCAGCUGCGGACCCACAACACCACAGACACACAGGUAUACCUGCACGUCACCAGCCGAGCCAUCGUAGAGGACUGUCAUGGGGUUCACUUUGCCCCGUUCACAUGGUCUUAUCCCACCCUGGAUGAGGACUUUAUUGUGUCUGGAUUAGACCGGGAUCGAAACAACUGGAGCCAGGUAGAUGACUUCAACUGGCUCGCUGCAGGAACGCCUUCCCCUAACUGGAAUGUCAUCCCAGAAGCAGAAAGGAAAACCAACUGGGAACUCUAGGUUUUAAUUCCAAAACCAUAACUUGUAACUAAAGUAACAUGUCAAACAAUGAAAUCUUUAUGAAAAGUUCAGCAAAAAUGCAUCUUGUCUGUGUUAUUUCACAGUUGCAUGAAGGUUUUCAGUAGGUUGUCUGUUAAAUCAAAAAACAUGUUUAAAGGCCUACAUUCUUUUGCUUACACGUCGCAAAUGCAAAAAUGAGUCCUCAUAAAGAGAAUGCCGGACCCCUAAUGAUUAGAUUUGAACCCUAUUUGGAAAUGUUUUUUCCGACCCAGUAUGAGCUGAUACAAGCCUAUGUAGGCAAUUUGUACUUUUUGGGUGAUCGCAGCCAAUAUUACUUGUUGUAGAUGGUCUCAUAUUUGUAAUGAUGGAUAUGGCAGCCAAUGAUUAACAAGAAACAAAAGAAACUGUUUAAUUUCAACUGUUAACAUAUUCAGUUUAGUAAAUAUCUUGGUCACAAAAUAUAAGAGAUCUUUUACAAAAAAGAAUUUCAGAAUUUUUUUAAGUAUUUGAAGAUGAAUCUCCUGUUGGCUGACUAAUCAUUAAUUGAUUAAUUGUUCUUAAUUUACUCAAAUAUUGAUACCUGUCCUAAAAGCUAAGUAUUAGUCAAUCCUGAAUACCAGGUAAUCUUACAGGCAGAAUUUCUAACUGUGAAUCUCCUGCAGAUAGAUUUGUACAGAUUUCACUGUAGUUAUUUUAAGAGGCACAAUUUCCUUGUCAAUUGUCAAUUAAAUUCUGGCUUGAAUAGAAUAUUCCGAUGGGAAAACUUCUCUAAAAAAAACAUGGACCAAAGAAUUUACUUAAAAAUCGACAAAGAACAUUUAAAUUAAGAAUGCUUGUUUUUGUUUCCUUGUCAUUUUAAUAAUGAUAACAACUUGAAACUUAUUGUUUAAUCUAAUUUAAUCUACAGUCACAGAUUUAAAACAACUCAAACUGUCACCCAAAGAAUCAACUCAAAAGCACUCAAUGCUUCAAAAGCUGUUUUUAUUGUUAUUAUUUAAGGGGAAUAAAAGGCCCAGUAAUGAUCCCAUGUAGAAAUGCUGUGCCUUUAUGCUGCUGGCAACCACCGACCCUGAAUGGCACUGGCUCUGAUCUACAACUUACGACAAUACCUUGUCUUAGCUCUUGAAAAGUGCCAUUAAAAUGAGACCAAAAUAAAACGUAUUCCUGCUUUA
Eleginops maclovinus (Patagonian blennie) is the source of this 2452-nucleotide messenger RNA. It is a transcript of the gene tbcc, whose product is annotated as tubulin folding cofactor C. The coding region runs from base 252 to 1280 and encodes 342 amino acids. The transcript has 2 exons. Lineage: Eukaryota; Metazoa; Chordata; Actinopteri; Perciformes; Eleginopidae. The record is from RefSeq and is a predicted model, not a curated record. Gene Ontology annotation, biological process: tubulin complex assembly; post-chaperonin tubulin folding pathway. Gene Ontology annotation, molecular function: tubulin binding. Gene Ontology annotation, cellular component: cytoplasm.